UUCAUCGGUCGACGUUCAUACAUCUACAGCAGAAAUGGUGUGCGGAGGAUUUCAAUGUUCGAAGAAUGCAUUGGCAGCCUUGAAUGUGUUAUAUAUAUUUGUGUCAUUUAUUCUGAUUGGCGUGGCAGCAUAUGGUAGAGUUGUCGCCAUAGUGACCAAUUUGACCUUGGUUGGAGGGAUCAUUGCCUGUGGAGUUUUCCUGUUCAUUAUUUCCCUCAUUGGUCUCAUUGGUGCAAUCAAGCAUCACCAGGUGCUCCUCUUUUUUUACAUGAUCAUACUGUUCCUGUUAUUCCUGCUCCAAUUCUCCUUGGCCUGUGCAUGUCUCGCUAUCAAUGAGAAACAGCAGGAACAGUUUGCAGAAAAUGGAUGGAGACUUGCUUCAAACCAGACCAAAGAUUCAGUCCAGUUCAAAUUUGACUGCUGUGGAUUUGCGGAUUGGAACAAACCUGGAGAUGAUCCAAGCGGUCACCCUCCCUGUGGAGGGAUUAAAUGCUGUAGUGGAGGUAAUGCAGGACCUUGCUGUACAAAAACAUUUAAUAUAACUGCAGCUGAUCUACAAGCCAGCUGUCCCUGUCAGACGUGUUUGAAUGCACUGCAAAAUGAAAUCCACUCAGCAUUUAAAAUAACUGGAGGUGUAGGCCUCUUCUUUAGCUUCACAGAGAUUAUUGGAGUUUGGCUCGCACUACGAUACAGAAAUCAGAAAGAUCCUAAAGCAAAUCCAAGUGCAUUUUUAUAGUUGUAGGUAGUUACUAGUUAUGUAUUUAAUUUUCUUUAGUUUUACACAUAGUGGGCCUGUUUUAGUGAAGUGAAACCCAGCCAGAUCUGUUGUACACCAGGGUAUUUGUGAUUGGGUUGUGAUAAGUGUCUUAGCAGACUAGGUAAACCAUGAAAGGACACUAAAACAGUGGCCACCUGUUUAAUAUUGUUUUAUUUAUUGUUUUUGGAGUUCUGUAUUCAGUGAUAGACAUCAGUGUACCAGUAUUUUAUGUUAACAGAGUCAAAACUUUAUCACUGAUUUAAUCACUAAAUGUUGCUAUCUAGGUUUGUAAUAAUUUCUGUAUUAUUGUAUCAACUGCUACCACUUUGCAGAAAUUUUGAUAAUACAUAUGGUGAUAGACACACAUUUCAUUUAUAAGCCACAUUUGUAUCCUGGUUUAGAAAGAAUGUGAACAGUUUUGUCCUAUGGAGUAAGACAGCUUCUGAUGUCACUUGUCAUGUGUCUAGAAGUUGUGGACAAUCUAAAGUGUCAAGGUGACAUAGUGCUGCUCUUGACACCUGUCACCUGUGAACAGUUUUGGACAGUCUACAGUAUCAAGGGGACAUAGUACUGAUGUUGACAGUAUCAGUGUUACCUAAUAUUGCUUUUGACACUUGUCAUCUGUAAAACCAUCUGGUACAGUAUACAGUACUAAGGUUACAUAGUACUGUUGUUGACACCUGUCACCUGUAAAACUGGGACCAUCAACAGUGUCAACGUGAAAGUACUAUUGACACCUAUCAUCUGUAAAACAGUCUUGGGCAGUCUACAUUAUCAAGGGGACAUAGUACUGUUAUUGACACCUGUCACCUGUAAAACAGUGUGUGACCGUCAACUAUGUCGAGGUAACAUAUUACUUUGACACCUGUAAUUAUUCUGUACAUGUAUGGUAGCCUAUAAAGUUGGUAUGAUCAGUUGUUAGGGCUAAUGCGUUGCUACAGAUCACAAGAACAGAUUGAGAUUGAAAGGAUGAAAUAAAAAUGUUCCUUGUUGACUUAUGGCAUACUGAUUAACAUUUUUGAUGCAGGAUUCCUAUAAAUUAUAUGUUACUGAUAAUGUUCAUAGUUUUUCUUGUAUUGAUUUGUAAGUAGCAGUUCUAUGUAUAAUAUUGUAUAAACAUCGUAUGAGAAGUGUAAACAAUAUAGUAUAAACAUGGUAUGAGAAGUGUAUAUACAAUAUUGUAUAAACAUCGUAUGAGAAGUGUAAACAAUAUAGUAUAAACAUGGUAUGAGAAGUGUAUAUACAAUAUUGUAUAAACAUGGUAUGAGAAGUGUAAACAAUAUUGUAUAAACAUGGUAUGAGAAGUGUAAACAAUAUUGUAUAAACAUGGUAUGAGAAGUGUAUAAACAAUAUUGUAUAAACAUGGUAUGAGAAGUGUAAACAAUAUUGUAUAAACACGGUAUGAGAAGUGUAUUAACAAUAUUGUAUAAACAUGGUAUGAGAAGUGUAUAAACAAUAUUGUAUAAACAUGGUAUGAGAAGUGUAUAUAUAAUAUUGUAUAAACAUGGUAUGAGAAGUGUAUAAACAAUAUUGUAUAAACAUGGUAUGAGAAGUGUAUAUAUAAUAUUGUAUAAACAUGGUAUGAGAAGUGUAUAAACAAUAUUGUAUAAACAUGGUAUGAGAAGUGUAUAUAUAAUAUUGUAUAAACAUGGUAUGAGAAGUGUAUAUAUAAUAUUGUAUAAACAUGGUAUGAGAAGUGUAUAAACAAUAUUGUAUAAACAUGGUAUGAGAAGUGUAUAUAUAAUAUUGUAUAAACAUGGUAUGAGAAGUGUAUAUAUAAUAUUGUAUAAACAUGGUAUGAGAAGUGUAUAAACAAUAUUGUAUAAACAUGGUAUGAGA
Ylistrum balloti is the source of this 2596-nucleotide messenger RNA. Its product is annotated as tetraspanin-13-like. The record is from RefSeq and is a predicted model, not a curated record. NCBI's taxonomy places the organism in Eukaryota, Metazoa, Mollusca, Bivalvia, Pectinida, Pectinidae. The transcript has 5 exons. Gene Ontology annotation, cellular component: membrane. Bases 35 to 736 code for a protein of 233 amino acids.